This is a messenger RNA of Ceratina calcarata, 3314 nucleotides long. RefSeq names its product ezrin/radixin/moesin family protein merlin (gene Mer). Gene Ontology annotation, cellular component: cytoskeleton. The coding region runs from base 602 to 2536 and encodes 644 amino acids. The record is from RefSeq and is a predicted model, not a curated record. Gene Ontology annotation, molecular function: actin binding. NCBI's taxonomy places the organism in Eukaryota, Metazoa, Arthropoda, Insecta, Hymenoptera, Apidae. The transcript is spliced from 8 exons.
CGUGAAUCGAAAUUUCUAAUAGAUAUCAAAUUUCAAUUUCUAUAAAAUUAAAUAAAAUGAUACGUCGUUGAAGAAAGACUCUGAAAAUGUUAAAAUGAGUUCUACUUCUGUUAUCACUUUACCAAACCCAAAUUUUUGGCAAAGGGCCCGCGUUCUGGAUAUCUCUCGCCCAGAUUUUGGAUGAGAAACAUCCAAACUGGUAGCACUGGGUCCCAUUGGUGUUAGAUUGUCAGUGUCGAAAGAAGUUACUCGAAUUGAUUGAAACCGUUGGAAGGACAGAGUCUCGAAACGCUUUAAAUUCGCCCCGGUCGUCGCCUUUCCCUCUAAAAAGUUUCAGAGAAGGAAAAGGCAAUGUGACUCGAGUCAGGGCUUCUGUUGAGAUUAUGCGUUUUCGCGGGUAUUGCCGAACUCAUCCAUAAUCUGUUAUGUUUUUUAAUACAAUUAACACGUAGGUAAGAUUAUCUGAAAUCGUUCCGAUCUUAGAACUCUGACCGUAAAAUGUAAACAGCUAGCCAGGUGUCGUAAUCCUCCGAGUCCUCUCAGUCGUUAGGCUCUUUUCGUUUCUCGUAACAUUGACCACCGUUCUAUUUCGUGAUGUCGAAUGAACAUAAUGAGGAAUAAAAUGCCGCCGUUCCGAAGGAAAAAGUCGGGAAAAUCGUUCCCUGUGAAAGUCUGUACUCUGGACGCCGAAUUGGAGUUCAGUUUGGAGUGGCGGUCGACUGGCAGGGAUUUGUUCGAUUUAGUUUGUCGCACGAUAGGAUUGAGAGAAACAUGGUAUUUCGGGCUUCAGUACGAGGACGCGAAAGGAUUCAUAUCCUGGCUCAAGCUAGACAAGAAAGUUCAAGAUCAAUGCAUCUCCCAACAACCGACGACUCCUUUCAUGUUUCUGGCUAAGUUUUACCCGGAAGACGUAGCUGAAGAAUUGGUACAAGAAGUAACUCAGCACUUGUUCUUUCUACAAGUGAAACAGGCUAUUCUUUCGAUGGACAUUUAUUGCCCACCGGAAGCAUCCGUAUUAUUGGCUUCUUAUGCAGUUCAAGCGAAAUACGGGGAUUACGAUGAGGUCUCGUAUCGGCCGGGGAUGCUCGCGAGCGAGGAUCUACUGCCGCAGAGAGUCAUCGAUCAGUAUCAAAUGACGCCGGAGAUGUGGGAGGAGAGGAUAAAAAUUUGGUACGCCGACCACCGAGGCAUGUCCAGGGACGAGGCCGAGAUGGAAUAUUUGAAGAUCGCUCAAGAUCUUGACAUGUACGGCGUGAAUUACUUCCCCAUUAGUAACAAAAAAGAGACUGACCUUUGGCUAGGCGUGACCGCGCUGGGUCUGAACAUCUACGAGAAGGAGAACAAGCUGGCGCCGAAGACUACGUUCACCUGGUCCGAGAUACGUCACAUCAGCUUCGACGACAAGAAGUUCGUUAUAAAACCGGUGGAGAAAGCGUCGCCGAACUUCGUGUUCUUCUCGCAGAAAGUCCGAAUGAACAAACUGGUAAAGAAACAGUCUGUUGUUGGCGGCUGGGUGAAGGGUUUGAUAGCGUUUAAGUUCGACGAACAUGACAAUGACAGAGGUGGUCACGUGUUAUUUGUUAAGAUCUUGGACCUGUGUAUCGGCAACCACGAUCUGUUUAUGAGGAGGCGCAAGCCAGACUCUAUGGAGGUGCAGCAAAUGAAAGCCCAGGCGAAAGAGGAGAAAUCUAGGAGACAAAUCGAAAGAAAUAAACUGGCAAGGGAGAAACAAUUAAGAGAAGCUGCGGAAAGAGAGAAGGCAGCCAUGGAGCAACGACUCUUGCAGUACCAAGAAGAAAUCCGUUUAGCAAACGAAGCACUCAGGAGGUCUGAGGAGACCGCGGAUCUUCUGGCAGAGAAAAGUCGCGUAGCAGAGGAGGAAGCCAUGUUGCUGAGCCAGAAAGCUUCCGAGGCGGAGCAGGAAAUCACGCGUAUACGAUUAAAUAACAUGAAAACUGAAGAGGAGAAGGUUCAUCUCGAACGGAAAACUAGGGAAGCGGAAUUAUUGACGGAGAGACUGGUCCAGGAGUCGGAACGAAGGGCCGCGGAAGCUGAGAAGUUGAAGGACGAACUGCUGCGUGCUCGAAUCGCGGAAAAAGAGGCGAAAGAGAAGCUGCUCGAGUUUCUCAGUAGAAAUACUUACACUGCCACUAUAGCGCCCGUGCCGAAUCUGUUCCCAUCGACGCAGGUGCUGCCUUCCGACUUGCAGGCCGACCUGCAAACGCUUCAGUUGGACGCGGAACCUCUGCCGGCUGAUCUGACCUCGUACGAUCUGAUCGCAGACGGCGACGUCGAUCAGCUCUCGUUAGAGAUCGAGAAAGAGAGAGUGGAUUAUUGGGAGAAGAGCAAACACUUGCAGGAACAGUUGAGGGAACUGAGGACCGAGAUCGAGGUAAUGAAGGUCGGGGAGAAACAGUGCGAGUUGGACCAGUUGCACGAGGAACAAGUGAGACUCGGUGAAAAUAAGUACAGUACUUUAAAAAAAGUGAAGUCCGGCUCGACCAAGGCCAGAGUAGCGUUUUUCGAGGAAUUAUAGCCGAUCCUCGGGAGACAAUUUAACCAGACGAGUCCUCGAUCUAUGAGGUAUGACGUUUCGAUAUCAUACUUGAGACACGUACGUACGUAUACGUUUUAGAAUACUGAAACGUACGCUUUAUUUUCUUGAAUAUAUCUGUAGUAGUACGGUUUGCACGCUAAACGAUUAAGGCGUCGACAACAGUUAGUAGAUUAUGCCUAAACUGCAGUAAAUCUCUUCCCAUCCUGUCUAUCUUCGUCUGUUCUGUUGUGCUAAUUGUUUUCUUUUUUUACGGUACGAUCUUCGCGCGAUUGUAAUCAAAAUCUAGUAGAAUUACUCGAUGUUAAUGAUUCGUUUAGACGUAAGCAUAUAUAUAUAUAUAUUUUUUAUUUAGUGACUCGAAAAAGAAACAUUAUAUUUUUUUUAAACGUUAAAAAGCAUGCGUCGAAUUACAGUUAUAAGGAAGUAGUGGUAUCGCAUGCUUACUUUACUGUCGUUAGUCUGUGUAUUAAUAACGUGAUCGAAUGUGCCUAUAAAAUGAUGCAUCGCAUGAUUAGAGAGAACCGCGUUGAAGCUGCAGUCUAGUCAAACUGAAAAGUGAACUGGUUGAUCAUUCAUUGUAACGGGAGGCACGAGAGACAAUAGUUUUCAUAUUUUUCAUCCUCUGAACAAAGUAAAAGGAACAAACUAUUUUAAGGACUGUUAAACUGCAACGGUUAUACGAGUACUUUUAAGAUAGCGAACUUGUAUAUAAUAUCUAGCGAUUUUUAUUUAGAGAAAUAUAAGCGUUCGAGUUUUA